GUCAGCCCACGUUCUGAUUGUAGGUACCCGGCGCCUUCCUCUUCCCAUCGCGGCGGCUCCUGUCGGCGGGUAUCUCGCUCGCACCUCCUCCCGGCUCGGCUGGCCCCGGGCGCUGCCGCCGCCGCCGCCGCCUCGCCGCUUCUCGGAGCCGCCGCCGCCCUCGGCCUAAGAGGUUUUCACAGAGGAUAAUUCCAGUAUUCCUGCAAAGCCACUUCUGAAAAUGAGGCUGUGUGAAGGUGGGUAUGCCUCGAUAGCCUGAGGACCCUGAAACUUCGUCACACUGCACAGGUUUUAAAAUGGAACACUUCGAUGCGUCACUUAGUACCUAUUUCCGGGCAUUGCUCGGCCCCCGAGAUCUCAGAGUGAAAGGAUGGUUUCUUCUGGACAAUUAUAUCCCUACUUUGCUCUGCUCCAUCCUGUACUUGCUAAUUGUGUGGCUGGGACCAAAAUAUAUGAAGAAGAGGCAGCCGUUCUCUUGCCAGGGGAUUUUAGUGGUGUAUAACCUUGGACUCACGCUGCUGUCUCUCUAUAUGUUCUGUGAGUUAGUGACGGGAGUAUGGGAAGGCCAGUACAACUUCUUUUGUCAGGGCACACGCAGUGGAGGAGAAGCAGACAUGAAGAUCAUCCGCGUGCUCUGGUGGUACUACUUCUCCAAGCUCAUCGAGUUCAUGGAUACCUUCUUCUUCAUCCUGCGCAAGAACAACCACCAGAUCACGGUCCUGCACGUGUACCACCACGCCUCCAUGCUCAACAUCUGGUGGUUCGUGAUGAACUGGGUCCCCUGUGGCCAUUCUUAUUUUGGUGCCACACUGAACAGCUUCAUCCAUGUCCUCAUGUACUCGUACUACGGUCUGUCUUCCGUCCCUUCCAUGAGGCCGUACCUCUGGUGGAAGAAGUACAUCACGCAGGGGCAGCUGCUGCAGUUUGUGCUGACCAUCAUCCAGACCAGCUGCGGGGUCAUCUGGCCGUGCGCCUUCCCUCUCGGUUGGUUGUAUUUCCAGAUCGGAUACAUGAUUUCUCUGAUCGUCCUCUUCACCAACUUCUAUAUUCAGACCUACAACAAGAAGGGGGCCUCCCGGAGGAGAGAGCACCGGAAGGACCACCGGAACGGCUCCGUGGCCGCCGUGAACGGCCACACCAGCAGCUUUUCUUCCCUGGAAAGCAAUGUGAAGCUGAGGAAGCCGCGGAAGGACUGAGGCCCGAGGGUGGACAGCCCCUGCGCCGCGUCAUCUGAUUGUAAGCACAUAGGAAUUGUGCCCAACGCUGGUUAACAGCUGCUGUAACUAGUCGGCCUACAGUAGUGUGACUCACGUAGGACCUCUUCCAUCAGUUCCAAACCCUUAGAAAAUGUAGACAGAUUAUCCAAGUAGGCAUGAGAUUUUUAACAUUUCUGGGCUCUCACCGACCCCUGCGCUAGACUGUGGAGGGCGUGUUAUUGUAGUACACGACACUGCUGUUGCCUUAUUAGUUAUAACAUGAUAGGUGCUGAAUUGUGAUUCACAGUUUAUAACACUGUAAUCCAAAUUUUUUUUUUUUUACUGUAGAUCAUGCAUGUGAUUGUAAAUUUGUAUAAUGUUGUUACAGUAGAGAAACACACAUGCCUUAAAAUUUAAAAAGCAGGGCCCAAAGCUUAUUAGUUUAAAUUAGGGUAUGUUUCAAGUUUUUAUUCAUUUCUAACAGCUCCAUUCAGAAAAAUCAAAGACCGUGAUUUAUGAAACUAUUGUGUGACACGUAAUUUCAAGUGACUUGUACGUGUGAAAUCGGCACCUUCAGUUUUGUAAUAUUGGCUUUAAAUCAGGCAGGUUCAAAUCUAGUGAAACAGUCAGUUUAACUUUUUAACAGAUCUUAUUUUUUUAUUUUGAGUGCCACUAUUAAUAAUGUAAAAAGGGAGGGGGUUCUAAAGCAGUCUUGGUGAAACAAAUAUAUGUUCUUUGUCUUCAAGAUUUUAGGAAGUGUAUAGGAUGAGUAGGCUGUUUUAAAUUUCAGAAGUGCUGAGUGUUUUUAUACAGGAAACAAAGCCCAUUUUGCUUUCCACUUAUGGGGGAAGAUACAUACUUUUCAAGAGAGAUGACUGAAUACUUACCAUUUGACAGAGUCCCAUAGAUGAGCAGUGGGGAACGGGUUGCCAGGGUCCAAAUUUGGACUGAUUUCUGUACUGCUAUCUGUUUUGACACAAACUUCCUUUGAAAAUGUGCCUAGCAUACCAAAAUGAAUAAGGUGGGGGUGGGGGGAGGACCGUAGAAAAAUUUAAGGUAAAAUUAAACAGAUAGCUGCAGCGUGAGAGAACUAGGGAACUGGAUAAAGAUGGUUUGUUUAAUGUAAAUCUAAUAGCACCUGUGUUUUUUUUUUUUCCCAGCUUCAAAUCUAAAGAUUUGUUUAGAAAUACUUGUUUAAAACUAUGACUGCUUAUCAUAAAAUCAUGUCUCACACCUUAGAGGCAGUGGUCAAACAGAUAAGGACUGUUGCGUGUGUCAUUUUAAAGUGUUGGAAUUUAGCCUCUGAAUACCUUCUCCAUUAGAGGAAAAAAACAUUCAUUGAACCACUCAUGACACAUCUGAGAAGGUCAUUGACAAUGUAUAAAUGAAUUGUCGGUUUGAUAUUUAUGUAAAUAUCAGUUUAUCAUGCUUUAAUUUUGCACAUUCAUAUUACAGGGAGCCAGUUGGUUCUCUUAGUCUUGUGGGUUUUCUGUUUGGAAGGAGUCACAGCAUCUGUUUACAUUUACCUUAUCAAAUCUAGAAUGUGUAUAUUUGUAAAUGUAUGUCUUCCUAGGUACUAGUUUGCGAAUGUCUUUACAUAUUUCAAUACAGAAACUAUAACGUUCAAUAGUGUGCUGUCAAAGUGUGCUUUAGCUCAUCUGGAUAUACCCACAAUGUUAAAUAAUGUCUAAACAUUAAUCAUUAAAAUGUUUUUGAUUACCUGUG
Molecule: messenger RNA, 2921 nt
Organism: Hippopotamus amphibius kiboko
Lineage: Eukaryota; Metazoa; Chordata; Mammalia; Artiodactyla; Hippopotamidae
Gene: ELOVL5
Product: ELOVL fatty acid elongase 5
Exons: 10
Coding region: 297-1196 (299 amino acids)
Biological process (GO): very long-chain fatty acid biosynthetic process; fatty acid elongation, polyunsaturated fatty acid; fatty acid elongation, saturated fatty acid
Cellular component (GO): endoplasmic reticulum; endoplasmic reticulum membrane
Molecular function (GO): fatty acid elongase activity
Source: RefSeq, a predicted model, not a curated record